This is a messenger RNA of Syngnathoides biaculeatus (alligator pipefish), 3542 nucleotides long. It is a transcript of the gene slc12a7b, whose product is annotated as solute carrier family 12 member 7b. Gene Ontology annotation, cellular component: membrane. Gene Ontology annotation, molecular function: potassium:chloride symporter activity. The transcript is spliced from 25 exons. Gene Ontology annotation, biological process: chloride ion homeostasis; cell volume homeostasis; chloride transmembrane transport. Bases 241 to 3507 code for a protein of 1088 amino acids. Lineage: Eukaryota; Metazoa; Chordata; Actinopteri; Syngnathiformes; Syngnathidae. The record is from RefSeq and is a predicted model, not a curated record.
CGGGGUUGUGGAUUUCACGGCACAGAGCAGUCUCCUAGAGAUAGACAGAGAACUUUUGAAGACCCAGGAAAAAUACAUAUCCUAAAACUGAAGUCAACUGGGAAAAUCCCAUUUUGAAAGGAGGCAAAAGUGAAAACAGCUGGACGGUUGAAGGGAGUUGUCCAGCAAAACAUCGAGAGGCAGAGAAGAAGAUAAGGCUGUGGCAACAGGGAGACAUUGAGAGGGAGCACAUGGUGUAAAAUGCCUACGAAUUUCACCGUGGUCCCGGUAAAAGACAGCUCAGAAAAGGCAAAGGAGAGGAUUGAAGAGGAAGAUGGGAAUGAAAGCAAUGACUUGAAAGAGAGCGAGAACGCUGCAGGUGACGGUGUCCCAAAAGAAAACAGCCCCUUCAUCAACAAUACAGACAACGAUAAGAGCAGCAGCUACGAUGGCACCAAUAUGGCACUUUUUGAAGAGGAAAUGGACAGCAACCCCAUGGUGUCAUCACUUCUCAAUAAACUGGCAAACUACACUAAUCUCACCCAGGGAGCGCAGGAGCACGAGGAGGCAGACGAUGAUGAAGGCACCAAGAAGAAAGCUGUCAAGAGCCCUCAAAUGGGAACCUUUAUGGGCGUCUAUCUCCCCUGUCUCCAGAACAUUUUGGGAGUCAUCCUUUUUCUUCGCCUUACCUGGAUAGUUGGCACAGCCGGCAUCUUGGAAUCUCUGGCUAUUGUCGGCUUGUGCUGCUCAUGUACCAUGCUGACAGCCAUAUCCAUGAGUGCAAUUGCCACAAAUGGCGUUGUGCCAGCUGGAGGUUCGUACUAUAUGAUUUCCAGGUCUCUUGGCCCUGAGUUUGGUGGAGCUGUAGGUCUCUGUUUCUACCUGGGUACAACCUUUGCUGGCUCCAUGUACAUCCUCGGUACUAUAGAGAUUCUUUUGACCUACAUUGUGCCUAAGGCAGCCAUCUUCGUGGCAGAAAAGAAGGAGGAUGCAGUUGACGCCCUCCUGAAUAACAUGCGCGUCUACGGCACAUGUUGCCUUACACUGAUGUCUGUGGUUGUGUUUGUGGGAGUCAAAUAUGUCAACAAACUUGCCCUGGUCUUCCUGGCCUGUGUCAUUCUCUCCAUCCUUGCCAUCUACGCCGGGGUCAUCAAGACCAUCUUCGAGCCACCUGACUUCCCGGUUUGCAUGUUGGGAAACCGUACCCUGCAGAACCACAACUUUGACAAGUGUCUUAAGAUGGACAUGAUCAAUAAUGUGACGACCACCACCCAGCUUUGGAAGCUGUUCUGUAAUGGGCCCGAGCUCAAUGCUACCUGCAACGAGUAUUUCCUCAACAACAACGUGACGGAGAUUCAAGGCAUUCCUGGACUUACCAGUGGCGUUAUUUCAGAAAAUAUGUGGUCAGAAUAUGGCCCUUUGGGUAUGUUGGAUGAAAGCAAGAAGUUACCAUCUGUGGGAGGAAGAGAGCCCACCCAGGACAUCUACCUGCCCUAUGUCGUCAAUGAUAUUGCCUCCUUCUUUACACUGCUUGUCGGGAUCUACUUCCCUUCUGUCACUGGUAUCAUGGCUGGUUCUAAUCGAUCGGGAGAUUUGCGGGAUGCCCAAAGGUCCAUCCCAGUUGGAACCAUCCUGGCUAUAUUUACCACCUCUGUCAUCUAUAUCACCUGUGUCGUGCUAUUUGGUGCCUGCAUUGAGGGUGUUUUACUUCGAGACAAGUUUGGUGACUCUGUCAAAGGCAACCUUGUUAUAGGCACGUUGUCUUGGCCUUCACCUUGGGUCAUUGUGAUUGGCUCUUUCUUCUCUUGCUGUGGUGCUGGACUGCAGAGUUUGACUGGUGCCCCACGCCUGCUCCAAGCCAUCGCACGAGAUGGGAUCGUACCUUUUUUACAGGUGUUUGGGCAUGGGAAAGCCAAUGGAGAACCUACCUGGGCUCUCCUGCUGACUGCUGGGAUUUGUGAGAUAGGAAUACUCAUCGCCUCUUUGGAUGCCGUAGCUCCGAUCCUCUCCAUGUUUUUCCUCAUGUGCUACCUGUUUGUCAACUUGGCCUGUGCAGUUCAGACUUUACUGCGAACGCCAAAUUGGAGACCGCGCUUCAAGUAUUACCACUGGGCUCUGUCUUUUCUGGGAAUGAGCUUGUGUCUGGCUCUCAUGUUCAUUUCGUCCUGGUAUUACGCCAUUGUUGCCAUGGCAAUUGCUGGCUGCAUCUACAAAUACAUUGAAUAUAGAGGGGCAGAGAAGGAAUGGGGUGACGGCAUCCGCGGCCUCUCACUUAAUGCAGCCCGUUUUGCCCUCAUUCGUCUUGAGGAGGCUCCCCCACACACCAAGAACUGGAGGCCUCAGUGUUUGGUGCUGCUGAAUCUGGACUCAGACCAAGCAGUCAAGCAUCCUCGCCUGCUGUCCUUCACUUCUCAACUGAAAGCAGGGAAAGGCCUAACCAUUGUAGGAAAUGUAUUGGAGGGAACAUUUCUCACCAAAGAGGCUGAGGCUAAAAAGGCAGAGCAGAACAUAAAGUCUUCUAUGACAGCAGAGCGGACCAAGGGUUUCUGCCAUGUUGUCGUUUCCUCCAACCUCAGAGAUGGAGUCUCUCAUCUUGUCCAGUCAGCCGGGCUGGGAGGCAUGAAGCAUAACACAGUCCUGAUGGCCUGGCCGGGAACCUGGAAACAGUCCAAUGACCCACAGUCAUGGAGGAAUUUCAUAGAGACUGUGCGGGAGACCACAUCUGCCCAUCUAGCCUUGCUUGUAGCCAAGAACGUGGACACGUUUCCGACCAACCAAGACCGCCUCGGCGAGGGCACCAUCGAUGUGUGGUGGGUGGUUCAUGACGGAGGCCUCUUGAUGUUACUGCCCUUCCUGCUGCGACAGCACAAGGUGUGGAGAAAGUGCAAGAUGCGCAUUUUCACUGUGGCCCAGAUGGAUGACAACAGCAUCCAGAUGAAAAAAGAUCUCCAGACGUUCCUGUACCACCUGCGGCUGAACGCAGAGGUUGAAGUGGUGGAAAUGCACGACAAUGACAUUUCAGCCUUCACCUAUGAGAAGACUCUCGUGAUGGAGCAGAGGUCGCAGAUGCUGAAACAGAUGCAGCUUUCCAAGACUGAGAGGGAGCGAGAGGCCCAGCUCAUCCACGACAGAAACACGGCAUCCCACGCCUCUAUGAACGACAAGUCCGAAACUGGCCCUGAGCAGGUCCACAUGACCUGGACCAAGGACAAGCUUUUCACGGAGCGUCAUCGGAACCGCGAGUGCAAUUCCAACGUGGCCAUGCGAGAUCUCUUCAACAUGAAGCCAGAGUGGGGGAACCUGAACCAGACCAACGUCCGUCGCAUGCACACGGCCAUCAAAUUGAACGAGGUGGUGGUCAACAAGUCACAGGGAGCCCACCUGGUCCUGCUCAACAUGCCCGGACCACCGAAGAACCGAGGAGGCGAUGAAAACUAUAUGGAAUUCCUCGAGGUUUUGCUGGAGGGUCUGAACCGAGUCCUACUUGUCCGAGGCGGUGGACGGGAAGUUAUCACCAUUUAUUCUUAAGGGGAGGGGGGAAAAAAGAAAAAAAAAAAAAGAAA